Molecule: messenger RNA, 642 nt
Organism: Nicotiana tabacum (common tobacco)
Lineage: Eukaryota; Viridiplantae; Streptophyta; Magnoliopsida; Solanales; Solanaceae
Source: RefSeq, a predicted model, not a curated record
AUGAUAGAAGAAAGCAUUAUGAAGCACAAAUCUAGGGAUAAAUGGAUAAAACUAGGGGAUGCAAAUACCAAAUACUUCUCAGCAGUAAUGAAAGAAAGAAAUCAUAGGAAACAAAUAAAAGAACUGAUGGGAUCCGAUGGUAACAAGAUAAACAAACAGGAGGGGAUUCAGGAAGAAAUUUUGAGAUUCUAUAAAGGCCUUAUGGACACAGCAACUGUGAAUCUAACAACAGUUAAUAGAGAAGUAAUGAAGAAGGGGCCUACAUUGAACAAAGAGCAGAGAAUGAUCCUAAACACAGAAGUAACCAGACAGGAAGUGUAUGAAGGGCUAAAAGGAAUAGGAGAUGAUAAGGCACCAGGGAUAGAUGGCUAUAAUGCAGUAUUUUUAAAGAGAGCAUGGCACAUUAUAGGUGAUGAGGUGACUAAAGCAGUACAAGAAGAUUCUAGAAUGCAGAAGAUACUAGGAGGGAUCGUUUGUGAUGCACAAGCUGGAUUUGUACCAGGGAGGAGAAUAGGAGACAACAUUAUUCUGGCUCAUGAAUUAGUUAAAGGUUACACAAGGAAGCAUAUAACACCAAGAUGCAUGAUCAAGAUUGACUUACAAAAAGCCUAUGACUCAGUUGAAUGGAGCUACUUGGAGUAG